Psilocybe cubensis is the source of this 1023-nucleotide messenger RNA. RefSeq lists its product as uncharacterized. Lineage: Eukaryota; Fungi; Basidiomycota; Agaricomycetes; Agaricales; Agrocybaceae. Bases 1 to 1023 code for a protein of 340 amino acids. The transcript is spliced from 3 exons. The record is from RefSeq and is a predicted model, not a curated record.
AUGAUAGGCUUUGAGCCAGAGAUCUCUCCACGAGACUCUGUGGCACAUUACAGUAACAAAAGCGACUCUACAACUCCUGCAUCUGUAAUCGACCAGGCUGCUCUCGUUCCCAGUGGUCCAUUACCACGUCGUACAUUGGCUGAUGUCCGCGAGCAGGUAUCCCGAGAGAUAGCCGUCCAAACAGUCACCAAAUUCCAAGUUUUCGAUGGCGUGAGAAUCGGUGUUAGGAUGGUCAUGUCGAAAAGCGGAGACGAGAACUUCCUAAGAAUGGUUGCAGACCAUGUAAAACACCAACUAACUCUAAGCAACCAUCUGUUUGUCGUCGCGACCAUUGCGCAGUCUGCAGUGUCCGUUCCCAGCACGUUGAUCAUCUCAGGCUCUUCUCAGGAGUACGUCCAGCGCGCAGUCCUCCUCGCGAGCUCCAAGUUCAUCGGCAGGAUAGUAGCCGCGAACGACGAGGACGACCGAUGGAUUGCUAACGUCAUGGACCUGGGCGUGUCUCCUUACGAUGAAGAAGCCUUGUGGGACGUCGUGCGCAAAGCCGCGCGAAGCCCGAUGGACCCGCUGACCCCGCCCCCAGGCUCGCGCGGGAUCGACGAAACCCUCUCCCUAGCACGUGCAAAGCUCCAACGCGUCAGUGCUGCACAGGCGUAUGAUGAGUUGCGAGAAACGCAGGUGGGAGCCCCCACGUUUCUGGUUGACAUUCGACCCCAGGCGCAACGCGAGCUCGAAGGGGGUAUCCACGGCUCCCUCAUCAUCGAGAGAAACGUUUUGGAAUGGAGAUUUGAUCCGAGGUGUGCAUCCCACCUCGCCAUUGCGGACAGAUACGACCUUCGAAUCAUCGUGUUCUGCCAGGAAGGGUAUACUUCGAGCCUUGCAGCCUAUUCUCUCCAGCAAUUGGGAAUGCUGAACGCGACCGAUAUCAUUGGAGGAUAUGAAGCAUGGAAGAAUGCAGGACUUCCUAUCGAUCUCGAUAGACGUGAAUCAAGGUCUCUUUUAUCCCCUCGUGGCUCAGUCGCGUAG